AUGUCUGCCCAAGAGGACAUGCUGACCCCGCGGGGCAAUAUUGAGGGAUUCCUAGCAACAGCGAAAGAAGAUAAUACAACUCCAGAUGUAUCUAAAAGAGCAGCCACCAGCUCGUCUGCCAGCACAGUUUUCAAAAUCCCAGACCAGCCAGAAAGUUUCAUAGCACCAAGGCUGCUGGUAUCUUCCAACACUGCACCCACCCCAGGCAGCAAGUUCACACCUCGUACAAAUGUUUUUAACCUCAUACAUUUCACAGAAGAUUCAGAACAGACACCAACAGUGAGAGGUAGUGAUUGGCUGGAUCAAGCUUCCUCCGAGUCUGGUGUAUCUGCAACUAAACAUCCAGAAUGGGUUCAGGAGGUCAACCUGUCACCGAUGUCCUUGUCCCAUACAAGUGAAGGACAAGAGGAUUCUCCAUCCACCGUCAAACAGGUUUUUAAACGACCCCGUCGAUCAUUCCACAUCCCUGUGCCAAAAAGAGUGGUCAUGGCACAGGCUGCAAGCAAGGGAAUCU
Messenger RNA from Candidula unifasciata, 514 nucleotides. The record is from the annotation of a GenBank genome assembly. NCBI's taxonomy places the organism in Eukaryota, Metazoa, Mollusca, Gastropoda, Stylommatophora, Geomitridae.